AUGGGGCACUUGGUUAGCACAUGGUGAGUAGUGCUGUUACACAUCCUGCUUUCUCUGAACAUGGAACCUGUCCUGCAUAGCUUUGCCACUAUAGUAAUAGUGGCAGAGUUCAUUUUUGGGAAUCUGAGCAAUGGAUUCAUUGUGCUGUCAAACUUCCUUGUCUGUGUCACUAAACAAAAGCUUUCCUCAAUGGAUAAAAUACUUCUUACAUUGGCAAUUUCAAGAAUUACUGUUAUCUGGGAAAUAUAUAUUUGGUUUAACAUUAUAUGUGAUCCAUCUUUAUUUAUGAUUGGAAUAGAAUUACAAAUUCUUUAUUAUAGCUGGAUGCUUUCCAGCCACUUCAGCCUCUGGCUUGCCACAGCCCUCAGCAUUUUUUAUUUACUCAGAAUAGCUAACUUCUCCUGGCGGAUCUUUCUCUACUUGAAAUGGAGACUUAAUCAACUGAUUGUGGGGGUGCUGCUGGGAAGCUUGGCCUUCUUGCUUGUAAAUCUGAUGAAAGCUGGCAUCAUUCUUGAAGAGAGUUUCCAUCAUUAUGGAGGAAAUACAACUGUGAAUUCCUUGGGAUUUCCUCUGUUUUCAGAGCUGACCUUAUUCAACAUGACUAUGUUCUCUGUAAUACCAUUUUCUUUGGCUUUGGUAUCCUUUCUCCUGCUAAUAUUCUCCUUGUGGAAACAUCUCCAGAAGAUGCAGCUCAAUUCCAGAGGACAUGGAGACCCCAGUACCAAAGCCCACAGGAAUGCCAUGAAAAUUAUAGUUUCCUUUCUCCUGCUUUAUGCUACUUACUUUCUGUCCCUUCUGAUAGCAUGGAUUACUGAGAAACAUCACAGUGAACUGGUUCCCAUUAUUUGUAUGAUUACUGCACUCAUGUAUCCUUCAAUACAUUCAUUAAUCUUGAUUCUCGGAAACUGUAAAUUAAAGCAGACUUUUCUUUUGAUGCUGAGGCAUUUGGGAUAUAGGCUGAAAGGACAGAAUACCCCAACUACAUAA
Messenger RNA from Peromyscus leucopus (white-footed mouse), 987 nucleotides. RefSeq names its product taste receptor type 2 member 102-like. NCBI's taxonomy places the organism in Eukaryota, Metazoa, Chordata, Mammalia, Rodentia, Cricetidae. Gene Ontology annotation, biological process: sensory perception of taste; detection of chemical stimulus involved in sensory perception of bitter taste; G protein-coupled receptor signaling pathway. Gene Ontology annotation, molecular function: G protein-coupled receptor activity; bitter taste receptor activity. Gene Ontology annotation, cellular component: membrane. The record is from RefSeq and is a predicted model, not a curated record. The transcript has a single exon.